GUAUUUGCUAAGCGUCUUGCGUGUGGUAACUAUGGCUACCAGCCUCCAAAUAGUCCGUUAGCUUUGUUUAUAGCUCUCCUGCUAACUUAUUUCAGCGUCCGGCGAAUUCACCUUUUUUAUUAUUAUUUUUUUGUUUUCUUUUUAACAAACGUUAUGUGACUGAUAUUUUAUCAACGUGUUCUGACCAUUUUCUCCCCACAAACGAGUGAGAAUGAGAAUCAGAAUCAGAUUAAGCUGACAGUUGACACACAAGGAAUCUGGUUCCAGCUGUUUGUGACUCUCAAAAAUAUGAGGCGGGGAAUAUAAUUAUGGUGAGUUGUUAAUCAGGGUGAUUAACAACACGAGUUCCAGAUACAUGAGUUCCAGAAGCUCUACAGAGAUGGGGGAUGUCUUGGCGAAUGAUCUCCUACUGAUGAUCAGAGAAUACCUGAAGUUCUGUGAGCUGGAGGAAACAGUGAAGAUCUUUGAGAAGGAAUGCAAGAGCAAAGGAAAACCUGUGCCAAAAAUCUGCAGCAGUUCAUCUGAAAAUUCCAAAGCAUUAACAAUACAGAACGAUCUGCUCUGCAUGUUUGAUGAUGGAAAGAUGAAGGUUUUCUUUGAGCUAUGGACAGAAAACCUGCCUGCACAUGUACGUGACAAUGACCCCACUGUACAGAAGCUGGAGUUCUACCUGCACAUUCACUUUUCCAUUUAUCCACUGAAGACCUCUGUAGGAAAGCAGGAUAAAGCCGAAUUCGAAGAGCGGAUCGGUCAUUUUAAACACUUCUUGGAGACGAGAGGAGCAGUGCUGAGCCAAACCACUGAGUUCCUGCCGUUUUACGCUCUGCCUUUUGUUCCCAAUCCUGUAACACAUCCGUCCUUCAAGGAGCUUUUCCAGGACUCCUGGACUGUAGAUUUAAGAAAAAAGCUUGAAACGGUGUUGGUCUCCUCCUUGAAAGCAUCAGCUACACCAAAGCUGCUCAUGCUACACAGAGAGAGCACAAAAAGCAACAGAGAACUGACGAAGCAGCUAGCUGAAGCAGAGAAACAGGUUUCAACAUACAUGAAGAAGUUCAGUAAGAUCCAGGCUGAUUAUCACAACCUCAUCAGUGUGACUGCUGAACUGGUGGACUCACUCGAGGCUACUGUGAAUGGGAAAAUGAUUUCCCCAGAGUAUCUACAGAGUGUGUGUGUACGCCUCUUCACUGGACACAUGAGCCAGAGUGUUGCUCAGAGCAUCGAUUUUACACGACCUGGAACAGGAUAUUACUCUAUGACUCCUUAUGAUGAUGGAUAUGCCUCGUCCAUGUUACGAGCCUCCAUUGCAGCCGAGAGGAGUAAAGACGUCCCAUUGCUGCCCUCGCUGGACUAUGACAAGCUGAAGAGGGAUCUGAUCAGUGGAUCGGACAGACUGAAAUCUCUGCUGCUGCAGGCCCUGCGCUGGAGGUUGACGCGCUCAGUACAGGGUGAGCAGAGAGACACGGUUCUACAGGCUUUCAUCAGCAACGACCUGUUAAACAUCUGCACCACCAAACAGAAAUCUGUGGUUCACCUCAUCAAAUCGAAGAAUGAUUCAGUGAGGCAAUACACAGCACGUCUCCUCAACACCUUUGCAUCUUUGUCUGAGGGUCGAGAGUAUCUGUCACAGUGUCCCUUUCUGCUGAAGCUGUUAGUUGAAUGUUUGCAGUCGGAGGAGAAGGACUCCGUGACUGAAGAGAAAGUGUUGGGAGCGCUGCAAAAACUUAGCCUCAGGCGGGUCCAUCAAUCAGCUCUUAUCAGACUGGGUCUUAUAGCCUGGUUGAUUAAUGAGCUACAGGACGCAGACUCUUUAUCAGAUUACACAGUGGAGUAUGCUGUAUUUCUGCUGAUGACCCUCUGUCUGCGAACUCAGGGAAAAAAAAAAUGCACAGAAAAGGCCAAACACGUUCUGAAGGUGUUGUCUGACCUUUUGGGACACGAAAACCAUGAGAUCCGGUACUAUGUAAAUGGAGCUUUAUACGGCAUCCUGAGUGUCCCAACAUUACGACAAGAGGCCAAAGAAAUGAGUUUGGAGGAAAUCCUGCGCUGUUGCAUGAAAGAGCAAAAUCCUGAACUGAACAGACAGAUGGAGUUCAUCAUCAAACAGCUCAACUCAGAGGACACACCAAAAGAGGAGCUGGAAUCAGGGGAUGAAGGGGAGGAUGAAGAAGAUGAGCAGGAUGUGGUGGAGCCGGAUCUGGAUAAAGAGGAAGAUCUCGAGCCCCAGCCUAAAGAGCUCACUGGAGAACACUUACUGACUGCAGAGUAUCUGGGAAUUAUGACCAACAUGGCAAAGGUGAAGAGAUGGAGUGUGCGUGCCUCUCAGAGCACAGACGAGCUUCUCAUGAGACCCAUUACAACCAACUCACACAGAAACUCUGUGGCUGCCCCUGACAGACUCGACUCCAACUACUUCAACUCUCGCCCCAGUACCAGCGACUCCAUCCGCCGUACACUAGAUUCUGUCUGGCGCUCAUCUCAGGAAUCAUUAGGAUCGGAGGUGACCACUCAACCACACAGUGAUGUCACCAGCAGCUUAACUGGUCAGCCAACAACCCCGCGCUCAACUGGCGCUGACAUGGGGGGCGGGGCCCUGUCCAAACUCCGCCCACUCGGCCCACAUUUCUCCCACAGUGAACCACAACAGAGCGUCAUCAAACCAAACAGCUCUACACACACAUCAUAUAGUGAGACAACUCACACAUCACACAGUGCGCAGUCUAACAGGAAGUGAAGAGAAAUUCUGUUGACGGACCUGCAGCUUCCUGUAACAUCAUUCCUCCUCCUUAUCAGGCCAAGAUGAAUGAGUGCAGGAGGAACAAAGCUUGUGUUUGUGGACUGCGUACUGUUUCAGGCCGACUGAGCCCCUGUGUAACCCAACACCACAAUAACACCUUUAUUAUCAGGGCCAUAGUCUCCGCCCCUUCACCUUCACUGUGCUCACUCAUCACACUACAGUUUCACGUCACCUCAUCACGCGUCAUAUAAUAAUAGGACCUUUCUAACUAAUGUGCAACUUUUCAACAAGUUCAUUUAGAAUCUAAUGCUGUACUGUUUUUAAUUAUCUUAAAUGUUUUUUUUGUUUGUUUGUUUGUUUUGUUUGCAUUUGUUUGCCUCACAGUUAAUUUUUUUUAUUUUAUUUUAUCUUUAAUGUUUUUUUGUACUUUUUCUGACAUAAGAGUUUAGCUUCUACAGUAUGGAAUGUUUUCCUUUUAGAUCACAUUGUGCUGUUCAUCUUGGUCAAGAUUUUCUGUGGAUGUUUGAACUCUUUUUAAAAUUGAAAACGUUUCUUUAGUAAAUCUUUAGUUUAUUCUUCGUUGCAGCAGUGUUUUAACAUUAAAUUCCAAUUUGAAUGACUUUAGUAGUUUAGUGAAUGAGUUCUGGGUUUGUUCCUGUUAAUUAAUGUAGUAAAUUAUUUAUUAGAAAUUUAACAGUGAAUUGACUUUCAGCGCUUCAGCUAUACAUUAAGUUGCUUUUUCAACAAAUGCUUUUAUUGAACCUUCAUUGUGUUUGUGUUAAAACUGACUAUAUGGUGUAUCAAUAUAUUUUUUGCUGGACGUUGUGAUAUGUUAUGAUUAUAUCUGUGUAAACUAGAUACGUUUACUGCACCUAAAUGGUCCGAGUACUUUUUGCUAAUUGAAGUUAUGGUUAAAAAAUAAAAUAAAAAAUAAAUAAAUAAAAA
Tachysurus fulvidraco (yellow catfish) is the source of this 3679-nucleotide messenger RNA. Its product is annotated as lisH domain-containing protein ARMC9. Gene Ontology annotation, cellular component: centriole; ciliary tip; ciliary basal body. The coding region runs from base 356 to 2731 and encodes 791 amino acids. The transcript has 27 exons. Gene Ontology annotation, molecular function: protein binding. Gene Ontology annotation, biological process: cilium assembly. The record is from RefSeq and is a predicted model, not a curated record. NCBI's taxonomy places the organism in Eukaryota, Metazoa, Chordata, Actinopteri, Siluriformes, Bagridae.